UUUGUCGGGACAGUGGGCCAAACCCCCCAAACAUUUUUCGCUCCUUUGCUAGCGAUGAAAGAGCUCAUUUUUGCUGGUCACAUUCACUGCUGUUAAAAUAGCGCCACGCCAGCGGAAAUUAAAAGUCACCCUAAGAGUAGAGGGGCUGGGCUACGGGAUUUCCCCCUCCCUGCUUACCAUUUCCCUCAGCCAGACGAUUUCCUGUGGGGGAGGGGAAGCAGCCGCUGUAUUGAUCCUUCUCCGAGCCGUCUAAAGGGGCUUCUCUGGUGUCCCUGCUGAGAUCGCUGAGAAAGGGGCAGGAACAACCGCCGCCAGGAUGUUUUCUUUUAAUAUGUUUGAUCAUCCAAUUCCCCGGGUUUUCCAGAACCGCUUCUCAACCCAGUAUCGUUGCUUCUCAGUGUCCAUGCUUGCAGGACCUAAUGACAGGUCAGAUGUGGAGAAAGGCGGGAAGAUAAUUAUGCCACCAUCUGCCUUGGAUCAACUCAGUCGACUUAACAUUACGUAUCCUAUGUUAUUUAAGCUGACUAAUAAAAAUUCAGAUCGAAUGACGCAUUGUGGUGUGCUAGAAUUUGUGGCUGAUGAAGGCAUUUGUUACCUUCCACAUUGGAUGAUGCAGAACUUGCUUCUGGAGGAAGGAGGCCUGGUGCAGGUAGAGAGUGUUAAUCUUCAAGUGGCUACUUACUCAAAAUUCCAACCACAAAGUCCAGAUUUCCUUGACAUCACCAAUCCCAAAGCUGUAUUAGAAAAUGCUUUGAGAAACUUUGCUUGUCUAACCACCGGGGAUGUUAUUGCCAUCAACUACAACGAGAAGAUCUACGAGCUUCGGGUAAUGGAGACCAAACCUGAUAAAGCUGUGUCCAUCAUAGAGUGUGAUAUGAACGUAGAUUUUGAUGCACCUUUGGGAUACAAAGAACCAGAAAGACACACACAACCUGAGGAGAGCACAGACGUUGAAGCAGACCACAGUGGCUAUGUGGGUGACCUAGGAUUUCGUGUAAGUAUCUUCUUUUGGUCUGGUAGUGUUGAACACUCGAAGCUUGUAGGCAAAUCUAUCAGCUGGGAAGGUGGAAACACAUUCCCCGCAACUGCACAAAUCCAGUUCCUUUGCUCAGGGCUUCUCUUUUACUUAGAAACAAAGAUGCAGAGCAACCGAGUGUCACCACCUCAGAGGUUUGUCUUAGCCCUCAUCUCAGGACUUCCCAGCCUUUCCCAGCUGAGGCUUCCCCCAGCCAGCUCCUACUUGCUGCAGGUGUUUUCUUCUCAGAACUUCCAGGUGUGACAGGCCCCUUUCCUAGCCUUGGGUCCUCCUUUCCUGAGGCUAGGCUGCCUCUAUUUGUAGCAGAUGCUGCUUACAACAUGUAAUCACACGACAACCUGGCCUUGGAACACUGAGAUGUGCACAUGCACCCUAGGACCAACACUAGAGCCCUGUGAUUUUCACAAAUACAAAAUAACACAAAAUAAAAUGAAAACUUCAUCCUGGAACUGCUGUGCCUGUGGCUUCUAUCCCACAGGGCAAGUCCGGCUCCCUGUGCCGGGCAUUGCAACCUGGUAGAUGAGGUCACAGCAUCACUCAGAUUUGGCCCAGCCACCCCUCUAUCAUGAUUUGAGUGAGUGGUGUUGCGACCUGGUGCAUGGGGAUUGCAGCGCCACUCAGGUUUGGCCCGUUCACUCUUCUGUCAUCAUAUCAUCCCCAAAGUGGGGAGCUGGGCCCAGCCCUGUGGGACAGGAGCCACUGCUGCAGGGUGAGUGCAAGGUGGGCUCGCUGUGCAACCCCCCUUCCCACUGUCUGCAACCCCCUGCCCCGCCUCAGG
Messenger RNA from Trachemys scripta elegans, 1814 nucleotides. RefSeq names its product ubiquitin recognition factor in ER associated degradation 1 (gene UFD1). The record is from RefSeq and is a predicted model, not a curated record. The coding region runs from base 317 to 1279 and encodes 320 amino acids. Gene Ontology annotation, molecular function: polyubiquitin modification-dependent protein binding. Gene Ontology annotation, cellular component: VCP-NPL4-UFD1 AAA ATPase complex. The transcript has 9 exons. NCBI's taxonomy places the organism in Eukaryota, Metazoa, Chordata, Testudines, Emydidae.